Molecule: messenger RNA, 426 nt
Organism: Monosiga brevicollis MX1
Lineage: Eukaryota; Choanoflagellata; Craspedida; Salpingoecidae
Exons: 1
Coding region: 1-426 (141 amino acids)
Source: RefSeq, a predicted model, not a curated record
AUGCCCAAACGCGCACAUUCAAUUGUAAUAGACCGUCGACCCCGCGGUGAUUAUGGCCGCCGCGAUGACUAUGGUCGCCGUGAUGAUUAUGGCCGCCGCGAUGACUAUGGCCGCCGUGAUGACCAUGGCCGCCGUGAUGAUUAUGGCCGCCGUGAUGACCAUGGCCGCCGUGAUGAUUAUAGCCGCCGUGAUGACUAUGGCCGACAGGAUGAUCGCCGUGACGCACCCGUGCGCCAUGACGAUGGCCGCGAUGAGUUUGGCCGGGAUGUCCAUGACCGCCGUGGUGGUGACGAUCGCCGCGACGAUGACCGCCGUGGUGGCGACGAUCGCCGUGGUGGUGACGAUCGCCGUGACGACGACCGCCGUGGUGGUGAUGAUCGCCGCGACGAUGACCGCCGCGACGACGACGACCGCCGCCGUGAUUAA